Leopardus geoffroyi (Geoffroy's cat) is the source of this 2090-nucleotide messenger RNA. RefSeq names its product olfactory receptor 2B6-like. The transcript has a single exon. The record is from RefSeq and is a predicted model, not a curated record. Gene Ontology annotation, biological process: G protein-coupled receptor signaling pathway. Gene Ontology annotation, cellular component: membrane. Bases 677 to 1798 code for a protein of 373 amino acids. Gene Ontology annotation, molecular function: olfactory receptor activity; G protein-coupled receptor activity. Lineage: Eukaryota; Metazoa; Chordata; Mammalia; Carnivora; Felidae.
UGUGUGACAGUGAGUGAGAGAAGAGAAUAAAGUUGGGGGGGGGGUAAAUUUAAAUGGCUAUCCUGAAGGCUUAGAAAUUCAUAUUUAGCCCUGAAACUCAGGGAGCCAAACAUCUGAACCUCUUUCUGGAUGCCUCCCUCAGAGGUAAAGCUUGCCUCACAUUUAUCCAGAUAUUCUUCAAGUAACAUUUUUUCAGCAAGCGAGGUUUUGAGGAUUGUUUUGUGUGGAUAUCAUCCUGUUUGAACUUUUUGUUUCUUCCCUCUAUUUAAAAAUUUUCUGAAUAGGAUGAGCAUUAGGCUGGGAAGGGGUGAGCGGCGUCCUAAAAGUGCAAACUCCCAUAACGUAAAAUCUGUGCAGGGCAGUUCCCAGGAAGAUUGUCACCGGGUCAGUCUAAGGAAGGUCAUCACCUGCUGACCCUCAAGCUGACCUCUGUUUGACUUGUAUUUGGGAAGCUCCACCUCCUCCCCACCCGGCUUUAAUCUGUACUCCAUUGUUGUCGUUAAAUAUUCAUAACGUGUACAGGUGAUGGAAGUUCUAUGAAACUUUUUUGGAAGAUACAAAAUCCCGAAAGGGGUGAGUAGCUAACCAGACAGCACCCACAAGGGAAGCCACACUUCCUAUUUUGCUGGUGCUCUCCUUAUUCCUCUCUCAAGGAUCUUUCAGUGGUACAUUGGCAAUGUUGACUCAACGUGUCACUAUAAUCAAGGUGCAGGUGCAGAUCACAGCAGAAAUGGGAAGCCCAGCUCACCACCUCUUGUCCCUACUUCUCAGCAGCUCCCUCCUACCACUGACACCUGUGCCUGGCAGUGGGCACUUAGAGGUUCCAGCUAGCACGUCACCUGUCCGUGACAACAUGCGGUUCAACAAUCAGAGCUCUCGAGAUGACUUCAUCUUAUUGGGAUUCUCCGACCGCCCCUGGCUGGAGACGCCACUCUUUGUAAUCUUUCUGGUGGCCUACAUCUUUGCCUUAUUUGGGAACGUGUCCAUUAUCCUUGUUUCCCGCCUAGACCCCCAGCUUGACAGUCCCAUGUACUUUUUUGUCUCUAAUCUGUCUCUACUGGACCUCUGCUACACUACCAGCACCGUGCCACAGAUGUUAGUCAACCUUAGGGGACCAGAAAAGACCAUUAGCUAUGGUGGCUGUGUGGCCCAACUCUACAUUUUCUUGGCCUUGGGUUCUACUGAAUGCAUACUUCUAGCCAUCAUGGCCUUGGAUCGCUAUACUGCUGUUUGCAAGCCCUUGCACUACCCAAUCAUCAUGAGUCACAGACGCUGCAUCCACAUGGCCACUGGGACCUGGAUCAGUGGCUUUGCCAACUCCCUUGUGCAGUCCACCCUCACCGUGGUGGUCCCACGGUGUGGACACAGGGUGGUGGACCAUUUCUUCUGUGAAGUUCCUGCUCUUUUGAAACUAGCGUGUGCUGAUACUCAUGUGAAUGAGGCUGAGCUCAACGUGCUGGGGGCGCUGCUGCUUCUGGUGCCCCUCACCCUCAUCCUGGGCACCUAUGUGCUCAUUGCUCGGGCAGUAAUGAGGAUCCGCUCUGCUGAAAGUCGCUGGAAGGCCUUCAAUACCUGUGCUUCACACCUGCUGGUCGUGUCCCUCUUCUACUUCACAGCCAUCAGUAUGUACGUCCAGCCUCCCUCUAGCUACUCUCAUGACAGGGGGAAGAUCAUGGCUCUCUUCUAUGGGAUUGUCACUCCCACACUCAAUCCAUUUAUCUACACACUGAGGAACAAGGACGUGAAAGCUGCCCUGGGAAGGGCACUGACCAAGGAGUUCUGGGUCAAGACAGGAUGAUCUCUGGAAAGGAGACCCACAAAGCAAGGAGGGAUGUGUCAGCCUUUCAGGGAGGAUUCUGGGCAUGAAGUUAUGAGACAAUGCUGCAUCAUGUGUCAUGAAGUUCACAGAUGGAGCAGGACCAGAAAGGAGCAACAAGUCUGGGUGACCUCAGAGCUGUUUUCCACUUAUGAGAACACGUGUCUUACAAUACGAAUCCCAUAAGGUCAUGUCACCUUCCUCCCCAACCUUGGCUACUAGUUAACCCUAACUGCUGGCUAACUUAGUUUCAGAGGGGAAAUUGGUGCAAUAA